Molecule: messenger RNA, 2743 nt
Organism: Musa acuminata AAA Group (dessert banana)
Lineage: Eukaryota; Viridiplantae; Streptophyta; Magnoliopsida; Zingiberales; Musaceae
Product: YTH domain-containing protein ECT2-like
Exons: 9
Coding region: 299-2086 (595 amino acids)
Biological process (GO): mRNA destabilization
Cellular component (GO): cytoplasm
Molecular function (GO): mRNA binding
Source: RefSeq, a predicted model, not a curated record
CGUCCGGAGCCAUCGGACGGACGAGAACCCACUUGCCGCCGCCGAGCAUCGAGCCUCGUGGAUCGCUAGAUUGCAUCUCCGGGGCUGUCGUGGGCGCUUCUCCGCCGUCCUUUUUCUCCGCCGCCCUGACCGGCCAUCGCUCGUCGGAAGCGGCUCCGCGUUGCGGGCGACAAACGCCUCCCUUGGUCGCGGCUUGGUCGGGGUUGGUGUCUCGUGGCAGGAGGUGGACUCGGUAGCCUUCGAGCUGGAGGACAAGGAAGACGUAGGGUUCUUCUGCGGAGACUUUUGGUGCGAUCUCAUGGAAGCCAAGGCGAAGCCGGAGAAACCAAUUGAGGAUUCAAUGAGGAAAUUGAAGAUCGAUGCAUCGAUGAAAGUCAACAGUAUCAACGUGUCUGGGGCACAAGGUGCAAGCCAAUCUGAUUCAAUAUCCUGCAUCUCCUCAGGAGAUGCAACGAGCAGCAUCAAAGAAACUGAGGUGGAUCAAGAGCCUUUGAUGGGUGACCAGGGCAUGCAUUACUACGGCUACUAUUAUCCAGGAUCUACUGGUUUUUUGGGGGAAUGGGACAAUCGAUUUUGUGUCCAGAGAACUGACAACUUGCAAGUUCAGCAUCCUGGUAUUCAAGCAGAUAAUGGUUCAGUUAUGUACUACUUCCCAGGUUAUCAAGCUGGAUACACUCCUUACAGUCCACUCUUACCUGGAGCGAUGUAUGGUGUAGACGGACAAUUCUUGAGCCAGUCAUAUUGUCCAAAUCUAAUAUCCCCUCAAGCACUUGUUUCUCCAGGACCUCUUCCACAGCAAGUUGCUUAUGGACCUGAGUUGGUUCCGGCAUACCCAUGGGACCCAUCUUUUUUCUUUGCAGACGAGAUUCAAGGGAGCAGAUUUGCGGUGGAUCCAACAAAGCCACAUUAUAGACCAAAUCUUUCAUCUGAGGGUCAUACCGUUGCUCCUUCGAGAACAUUUCCGGCCUCAAAAUCAGCCUUGGGAACAAAAGGGUCCUCACUAGUGUCUGAUAUGUCACAUCCUACUAUGAUUCAUAAUCAAUCUCAGAAACCUACGAAGAAGGCUUCUGCUGCUGUUCUCUCCAACGGUUAUGAUCCGGUGAACAAGUUUAAUGCAUAUGUUAACCAAGGGAAAGGUCCACUAUUUUAUCCGAGCAGCAUCAUUGACAUGAAAGAAAAUGGACAAAGCUGGGUUGAUGAUGUGAAGCUGAAAGUUAGAAAUAAGCUAAAUAGCUGUGGCGAUCUUGACUUGCUGAAUGAACAGAAUCGUGGCCCCAGAACAAAUGGUACCAAAAGUGCCUCUCAGGCUGAUAUUGAUUCUCUCAAAACGCUUGAUGUUAAGAAUGAUGGUGACAGCAUUUCAGUUGCUAUUAUUAACAAGGAUGAAUACAACCGGCCUGAUUUCCAGACAAAAUAUGAGCAUGCUUUAUUUUUUGUAAUAAAAUCAUAUAGUGAGGAUGAUAUUCACAAGAGCAUAAAGUAUAGUGUUUGGGCUAGCACACCAAAUGGGAAUAAAAGGGUCGACAAUGCUUUUCAAGUUGCACAAGAGAAGAUGACAGAAAAGGGUGGCAACUGUCCGGUGUUUCUCUUCUUUUCUGUCAACGCAAGCGGUCAGUUCUGUGGUGUAGCUGAAAUGACUGGCCGAGUUGAUUUCAGUAAGAAUAUGGACUUUUGGCAACAAGACAAGUGGAAUGGAUUUUUCACAGUAAAGUGGCACAUAAUUAAAGAUGUGCCAAACCUGCAGUUCCGUCACAUAAUUUUGGAGAAUAAUGACAACAAGCCUGUUACAAACAGCAGGGACACACAAGAGGUGAAAUUUUCCCAAGGUAUUGAGAUGUUAAGCAUUUUUAAGAGUCAUUCCUCCAAAACAUCUAUAUUGGAUGAUUUUGGCUUUUAUGAGAAUCGGCAAAAAGGAAUGCAAGAUAAGAGGAACAAGCCAACUACUCCACCUUUGGUGAAUUCACUGCCUAAAAAUGUUGAAUCAACCAAAGUCCCAAGGCUAGGUGAUUCAAAGUCCCAGCCGCCCGACCUUGUGUCAGUUGAGGUGAAGGAAGGACUCCAGACUGGGAUUGCUUCGAGGAAGUGAUCUCCUAGGAACUCAGGUGCUUAUCUGAACUGGAAAUCGUACAGCUGCAAGAUCUGGAAGUUCACGAGAUGAAUUGCUGCUGCCGAAGAACACAUCAAUUUGGUGGGAGUUGAAGGAAAAAUAAAUAGUGCCAACAGUGGGAAAUAAGAACAAGGGCCCAUUUGGAAUAUCUCCCCAUGAGCAAUCGUACAAUGAUCCGGGAGAAAUCAAACUGCUUUUAGCAAUGUGCCAGACAGGCAUUCGGGUGAACUGGAGCCCGAUGAUCCUGCAAACUCUGGAGGUGGAAAGACUAGGAUUCUUAUUUCUUCUCCGAAUGUUGUUGGGCACCCCGCCCCAUGUUCUUCCUCGGGGAAUCGAGGAGGCCAGAUUGUUGUUGGGUUGGUGGCUGUUCUCUCCCUGCAGGUUGGUAAAAGCUUUGGAGUAAAAUGGGUGUAUCCCAAGCUUUGCUUGGUCACCAAGUUAAGUUGUAUGAUCGAAACUCUAAAGAAAGAGCAAAAAAUGCAAAAGAAGCUUUUAGCGCUUCUCUUCCCUUUACGCGUGUCGAUGUCUGUAGUUAGUGUGAUCGUUCAAGAAAAAUAUUGUAUCAUCAAUAAUUUCUAGCUGGAACACAAAUUAUGUUUGCAUUAUGUCAUCAAUAUUAUACCCCAUCAAUCAUUA